Messenger RNA from Orycteropus afer afer, 2757 nucleotides. RefSeq names its product protein kinase N3 (gene PKN3). The record is from RefSeq and is a predicted model, not a curated record. Gene Ontology annotation, molecular function: ATP binding; protein serine/threonine kinase activity; small GTPase binding. Gene Ontology annotation, biological process: protein phosphorylation; signal transduction. NCBI's taxonomy places the organism in Eukaryota, Metazoa, Chordata, Mammalia, Tubulidentata, Orycteropodidae.
CGGGAAGUUUCAAGUUUGAAAGUCCUGGAAGAGGGGCUGGAGCUUCCGGAACCGGAGUGGUGGAGAGGAAGGGCCCCGCUCGGCGCCAUGGAGAAGGGGGCGCCGCGGCAGCCUGGGGCAGACCAGCGGCCUCUAGAAGAUGAGAAAGAGCUGAUCCGCCGGGCCAUCCAGAAGGAGCUGAAGAUCAAGGAGGGUAUGGAGAACCUGAGGCGUGUGGCCACGGACCGCCGCCACCUAGGCCACGUGCAGCAGCUGCUACGGUCCUCUAACCGUCGCCUGGAGCAGCUGCACGGGGAGCUGCAGGCACUGCACGCGCGUAUCCUGUUGCCCGGCCCUGGGCCUGGCCCAGCUGAACCUGUGGCUUCAGGACCCCAGCUGGAGGCAGAGCAACCAAGGGCUCGGCACCUGGAGGCUCUCCGGAGGCAGCUGCAGGUGGAGCUGAAAGUAAAGCAAGGGGCUGAGAAUAUGACCCACACAUGUGCCAGUGGCACCCCCAAGGAAAGGAAGAUCCUGGCUGCUGCCCAGCAGGUGCUACGGGACAGCCAGCUGAAGGUGACCCUGCUGCGGAUGAAGAUCAGCAGCCUGGAGGCCAGUGGGUCUCCUGAACCAGGUCCUGAGUUGCUGGCAGAGGAGCUGCAACAUCGGCUGAGGAUUGAAGCGGCUGUGGCUGAGGGUGCGAAGAAUGUGGUGAAAUUACUUGGCAGCCGGCGAAUGCAGGACCGAAAGGCGCUGGCCGAGGCCCAGGCCCAGCUCCAGGAAUCCUCACAGAAACUGGAUCUUCUGCGGCUGGCCUUGGAGCAGCUGCUGGAGGGAUUGCCUCCUGCCCAUCCACUGCGUGGCAGUGUGGCCCGGGAGCUACAAGCUCCUGUGCCUAGAAACCUUCAGCCUUCGAGGACACUUGUGAAGCCCACUGCCCUGACAGGGACAUUGCAGGUCCUCCUCUUGGGCUGUGAGCAGCUGCUGACAUCUGUGCCUGGACGUUCUCCUGUGGCUGCACUGGCCGGGAGCCCCUCCGAGGGCUGGCUUUGGGCCAGGGCCAAGCAGCAGCGUGGCGGGGGUGAGCUGGCCAAUGAGGUGCUGGCCGUGCUGAAGGUGGACAACCGUGUUGUGGGCCAGACUGGCUGGGGGCCAGUGGCCAAGCAAUCUUGGGACCAGACCUUUGUCAUCCCCCUGGAGCAGGCUCGUGAGCUGGAAAUCGGGGUGCACUGGCGGGACUGGCGGCAGCUGUGUGGUGUGGCUUUCCUGAGGCUUGAGGACUUCCUGGACAAUGCCCGUCACCAGCUCUCCCUCAACCUGGUGCCUCAGGGGCUGCUUUUCACCCAGGUGACCUUCUGUGACCCCGUCAUUGAGAAGAGACCUCGGCUACAGAGGCAGAAACGCAUUUUCUCUAAGCGCAGAGGCCAGGACUUCCUGAGGGCUUCCCAGAUGAACCUCAGCAUGGCGGCCUGGGCGCACUUAGUCAUGGAACUUCUGCCCCCCUGCAGCUCCCCAAGCACGAUCAGCCCCCCUAGAGGCUGCCCCCAAACCCCAACCACACCUCGGGAGGCCGCUGACCCAGCCGCCUUCAGUAAUUUCCCACCCAGGAAAUCCCCCUCGGGAGAAGAAACAAAGCCCCCACCCAAGCCUCCACGAAUUUACCUGCCCCGGGAACCCACCCCUGAGGAGACUCCGUGCACCAAGCGCCCCCACAUGGAGCCCAGGAUGGGAUUUGGAUCAUCUCUACCAGCCUCACCCACCAGGAAACCCCCCCGGCUUCAGGACUUCCGCUGCUUGGCUGUGUUGGGCCGAGGUCACUUUGGGAAGGUCCUCCUGGUCCAGUUCAAGGGGACAGGGAAAUACUAUGCCAUCAAAGCGUUGAAGAAGCAGGAGGUGCUUGGCCGGGAUGAGAUAGAGAGCCUAUACUGUGAGAAGCGGAUCCUGGAGACUGUGGGCCACACUGGGCACCCCUUCCUGCUCUCCCUUUUUGCCUGCUUCCAGACCCCCAGCCACGCGUGCUUUGUGACUGAGUUUGCGCCUGGAGGAGACCUCAUGAUGCAGAUCCAUGAGGAUGUCUUCUCUGAGCCCCAGGCCCGGUUCUACUUGGCUUGUGUGGUCCUGGGCCUGCAAUUCUUACAUGAAAAGAAGAUCAUUUACAGAGACCUGAAGUUAGACAACCUCCUGUUGGAUGCUCAGGGGUUCCUGAAGAUUGCAGACUUUGGGCUUUGCAAGGAAGGGAUUGGCUUUGGGGAUCGGACAAGCACCUUCUGUGGCACCCCAGAGUUCCUGGCCCCUGAGGUGUUGACCCAGGAGACCUACACGCGGGCAGUGGACUGGUGGGGGCUUGGCGUGCUGCUCUAUGAGAUGCUGGUGGGCGAGUGCCCGUUCCCAGGAGACACCGAGGAGGAGGUGUUUGACUGCAUUGUCAACAAGGAUGCUCCAUACCCCGGCUUCCUGUCUGUGCAAGCACUUGAGCUCCUGCUGAACCUUCUUCAGAAGUGCCCAGAGAAGCGCCUGGGGGCGGGUGAGCAGGAUGCCGAGGAGAUAAAGGCACAGCCUUUUUUCAGGGCCACAGACUGGCAGGCCCUGCUCUCCCGCACCGUCCAGCCCCCCUUCGUGCCUACCCUCUGUGGCCCUGCAGAUCUGCGCUACUUUGAGGGCGAGUUCACGGGGUUGCUGCCUGCCCUGACCCCGCCUGACCCCCGAAGCCCACUCACUGCCCGCCAACAGGCUGCCUUCCGGGACUUCGACUUUGUGUCAGAGCAAUUCUUGGAGCCCUGA